Messenger RNA from Apaloderma vittatum (bar-tailed trogon), 1348 nucleotides. RefSeq names its product 5-hydroxytryptamine receptor 2C-like. Gene Ontology annotation, cellular component: dendrite; membrane. The transcript has a single exon. NCBI's taxonomy places the organism in Eukaryota, Metazoa, Chordata, Aves, Trogoniformes, Trogonidae. Gene Ontology annotation, biological process: chemical synaptic transmission; G protein-coupled receptor signaling pathway, coupled to cyclic nucleotide second messenger. Gene Ontology annotation, molecular function: G protein-coupled serotonin receptor activity; neurotransmitter receptor activity. The record is from RefSeq and is a predicted model, not a curated record. The coding region runs from base 1 to 921 and encodes 306 amino acids.
AUGCAUGCAGGACCUGCAUCAUCUCUGCUGCCUCUCUGGAGCCCCAUCUGUCCAGGUAACAGUCUCUUUUUUGGUCUUAUUCUCCUAGGGAUAUCUAUGCCUAUUCCAGUCAUUGGUUUGCAGGAUGACUCCAGAGUGUUCAUAAAUGGGACCUGUGUCCUCAACGAUGAGAACUUUGUCCUCAUUGGAUCGUUCAUGGCGUUCUUCAUCCCUCUCAUCAUCAUGGUGAUCACAUACUGCUUGACUGUUCAGGUGCUGCAGAGACAGGCAACGGUGUUCAUGUGUGGAGAGGUGCCCAAGCAGAGGAGGAGCAGCGUAAACUGCCUCAAGAAGGAAAACAACACAGAGAACAUUUCAAUGCUUCACAAUCACGAGGGGGCAUCUCACUUGAACUCUCCUGUGAAUAAAGAAGCAGUGCUUUUUCGGAAAGGAACUAUGCAGUCCAUCAACAAUGAACGAAGAGCCUCCAAGGUCCUGGGCAUUGUCUUCUUUUUGUUCCUCAUCAUGUGGUGCCCAUUUUUCAUCACUAAUGUCAUGUCUGUCCUUUGCAAGGAAGCCUGUGAUAAAGACCUUUUGAGUGAACUCCUUGAUGUCUUUGUUUGGGUGGGAUAUGUUUGCUCUGGGAUUAAUCCUCUCGUGUACACACUCUUCAAUAAAACAUACCGCAGGGCUUUUUCCAAUUACAUCCGUUGCCAGUACAAGACCAGUAAAAAAUCAGCACUGCGGCAGAAUCAGUGUCUGAAUGUUGCUUCAACAGCUUUAUAUGGGAAAGAUCUGACUUUAACUAGUUAUCGAAAUGGCAAUGAACUCACUAGCAUGGAACUAGAUGAAGUUGAGGAGGGCCUUGCAAUGCAACCAGGGACUUCAGAGGUCUCCAUAAACAGCUGUAAUGUUGUAAGCGAAAGAGUGAGCUGUGUGUAAAGGUGGCUCUCCAGCCUUUCGCUACGGUGUAUCUGUAGCCAAAAUAUAUUGUGUAAAAAUGUAAGUGUCGGUCAAAGGAUGAUGUAAAUAUUGCGUUCUGAACAAAGCUUUUUUCUUUUUUUUUUUAAGAAAAGAGUUGUCUUUGCAGUCCAGUACUUAAGAUCAUAUAUAUUAAUAUACUGCAGUGAAGUUUAAGGUUCUAUAUUUACUGUUAAUACUAGAUCAGAACUAUUAGUUACUUUGCAUAUGUCAUGGGCAAAAUGUUUGAAUUCUUCUUCCAGUGCAUGAACAAAAAUGCUGAAUAUUUAUCUCAGGUGGCAUUUGCUGGAGUCCAGAAUGGCACGUUAAUAGUUAUAUAUCAAAUACAUGCUAUUAGACUUGGUCAGUAUAACUUUCUUUUUCAAGUUGACAGUAAAUAUAUACUUUA